Microthlaspi erraticum is the source of this 378-nucleotide messenger RNA. The record is from the annotation of a GenBank genome assembly. Lineage: Eukaryota; Viridiplantae; Streptophyta; Magnoliopsida; Brassicales; Brassicaceae.
AUGAACCCCUCUGUUGUGGCUGCCCACAAGAGGAUUGGACUUCUCCAAAAGUUCAACAAAUGGCAAGGGAAAGCCAUUGAGAAGAUGCAAAAGUCCAUGGACAAGAUGGUGAGCAAGAUCAAGAGUUUGGAGAAGAAGGUUUCUGGUUCUUCAAGCAAGAAGAAGAAAGUCCAAGGCCCCACUUUCCCUAGGAGUAGAUCACUCCUCACCACUCCAAGGAGGCUCCCUGCCCAAGAGCCUCACAGAGCCUCUUCUUUCGAGCCAAGGGAAGGAGAAGACAACACAGAGAAGGAGGAAGAGCUCCAAGGCCAGACGCUCCAGCUCGACCACCGGACUCGAUCGAGUCCAAACAGAGGAAACUCAACUCGAUCGAGCUGA